CCUCUCAUACAGCCUCUGUCCUCUUUUAAGUGGGAAAACCUUCACAAGUGAUGACUGACCAGAUACUUUUUUGGAGCAUUCUAUAUACAUUGUAGAAUAAAUGGUAGUGGCAAGUAUUAACAAGUCUUUACAGUGCGAAAAAUUGACAGUUAAAUCCAACAGAGACAUUUAGUAGAGUAAGUGGUGAUUCUGUCCAUGUUUUAUUGCCGUGUGACAGAAUACAGCACAUUUUUUAUGUAGGGGGCGACCAUGUGCUAGUAAAAAGUAGAUUGUAAACACCAAGGGUUACAUGCAUGUUCUUUUGGGGCGUUCAUGAACACGUGUCACAAAUUUUCUGGAUAAAUGAAACCUCUAAAAAAAUCCAAAUAAAAGGAAAGGCUUGUUUUCACCCCAAAAAGACUUUAAACGAUAGGAUGCUACUUUUUUUUUAAUCAAUUAUUGGAACAAUUCUAAAAAUUCCAUGAUUUACGUAUGUAAAUUUUCUUUUAUCUAUUUUGUAACAAGUUUUUGGGUUUAUUUAAACAGAACAUUGAGAAUGCCAGAGGAUUGCGAGGAUUGAUAUGUUACAAAAAUACAUUACGAUAAAUUAAAAAUAUUCAGACGGACAAUAUGAACAUGUAGCUUUUUUUACUUUUGGUAAUGGUACCAUUUUGGUACUUUUGGUUUCUAUUUCUUUACUUAUUAAGCGGCGAAAUGAAAAAAAGAUUAUUGAAUUUGUGAAAUUUACCAAAUAUAAGAUUAAAUUACUCUUAAGCACAAGUUCAUCCUAUGCGUGUUUGUUUGUUUGUUUAUUUGAAUUUCUCCUCUUUUGCCGCAUCUUUGCCUUUCCUGCACUUCAACCGACCUCCAUAACCUGCAGCUAAUUCUAUUGGUCGACACCGCACAUCCUCUUAAGCAAACUCGCUUCCCAUUUGUUCACGGGAACGUCCAUCACCGCACUUCCGUCCGUUUGGCCGUUUUUGAUUGGCCAAUGCUUCCCCUCUUGUCUCCUCCCUCCUCCUGGGUCGAAGCCGCUGUGUCCCCGGUCUGACACGUUCUUGGCCAAAUUCUCCACGGUGUAAAAAUUGGAGCCCCCCUUCUUUUUUCCAGUAACUCUCCAGAAACAUCCUCCGGAGAUCCCUGCAGCAGCGUCGAUAUUUCUGUUUAGAAAACACACCGAGCCCUUAGAAGAUGGCGGUGGUGAGCGGAAUGUUGGGGUCGGCAGUAGCCCGGCUCGAGGGCCGGGAGUUCGAGUAUCUAAUGAAGAAAAGGUCGGUGACUAUCGGUCGGAACUCCUCCCAGGGCUCGGUGGACGUCAGCAUGGGGCACUCCAGCUUCAUAUCCCGGAGGCAUCUGGAAAUAUUCACGGCCGGAGAAGACGGCGUGGGGGAGUUCUAUCUGCGCUGCCUCGGGAAAAACGGGGUGUUCGUGGAUGGGGUGUUCCAAAGAAGAGGGGCUCCACCUCUGCAGUUGCCACGCAUGUGUUGUUUCCGCUUCCCCAGCACCAGCAUAAAGAUCACAUUUACAGCCCUGAACAGUGACAAGAAGGAGCCGAGGAAUGUGCCGGAGUCCCCCGUCAAGCCAGUCCAACCUCAGAUUUCCCCCCUCACCAUUAACAUUCCUGACAACAUCGCCCACCUCAUGAGCCCGCUGCCCUCCCCCACGGGGACCCUCAGCGCUGCUAACUCCUGUCCAUCGAGUCCACGGGGGGCGGGGCUCUCCAGCUACAGGGCAACCCGGGGGCUCACCUCUGACCUCAUCGUAGACAACUCCCAGACAGAAAACGACAAGGAGGCUUCAGGUGAAGACAGUCCAAAGGAUGACUCUAAGCCUCCAUAUUCAUAUGCACAACUAAUAGUUCAAGCCAUCACCAUGGCUACAGACAAACAGCUGACCCUGAAUGGAAUUUAUACCCACAUCACCAAGAACUACCCGUACUACAGAACCGCGGAUAAAGGCUGGCAGAACUCGAUCCGACAUAACCUGUCCCUGAACCGCUACUUCAUCAAAGUGGCCCGGUCCCAGGAGGAGCCGGGUAAAGGCUCCUUCUGGAGAAUCGACCCGGCCUCCGAGGCUAAGCUGAUAGAACAAGCCUUCAGGAAGCGCCGGCCCAGGGGGGUUCCCUGCUUCCGGACCCCCUUAGGUCCUCUGUCCUCCAGGAGUGCCCCAGCUUCUCCCAACCACACGGGGGCGCUGUCUGCCCAUUCCAGUGGGGUUCAGACUCCAGACAGCUUAUCCAGGGAGGGGUCCCCAGUUCCCAUGGAGUCAGAACCAGCUCCCCCACCCCCCACUGUGGUCCAGCCAAAACUUGCAGUGAUUCAAGAAGCCCGCUUUGCACAGAACUCCCCCGGCUCCCCCCUCAGCGGCCAGCCUGUGCUCAUCGCAGUGCAGCGCUCGAUGAAGCCCGUUACCUACGCCAUGGCAACGCCCGCCAUCGUAAACACUACGGUCAGCUCUGCCCCCGUCAUGCAGACCGUGCACGUUGUCCACCAGAUCCCAGCUGUUACCAUGGCAACAGUGUGUGGACAGCCUCUGUCGGCGAGCCCGGAACCGCAAGAGAAUCGAGGAUCGAAUCACAAAGAGAUGAAAGUUAAGGUGGAGCCACUCCCCUCUAUAGGCGGAGUCAGCCGCAUCAUUCAGAGCACCCAGGCUCCGCCUCUGACAACAGUCACUAUUGUGCAGCAGGCCCCAAUAGGUCAGCACCAGCUGCCUGUGAAGGCCAUCACCCAGAAUGGGACACAUCUGGUUCCCAUCAGCACUGCAGCAUGCACAGGAAACCCUCUUCAUCUACUGGCGGCUCACGCGUCGGCUUCGGCGUCCCUCCCCACCAAGAGGCAGAAUGGAGAACUGCAGGAGCAGCCUGAGUCCAAGAGGGCCAAAGGGGAGGAAGAGGAGGGCAGCGAGGAAGCAGCUUCCACCACCAACAAUGGCAGCACAGACGCAGCUGGAGAGGACGGCAGCAACUAGCCUUCUAACCCAGACUACCUUCAACCCCCCCACCCCACCCAAAGUCCUGCUUUCAUUCACCCAGAGCCCCCGUCUUCUCCAAGGUGCCAAAAAGACUUCAGAAUGUGCCGCCCCCCACUGCCGAACUCUUCCAUUCUAACUCCGGGACACGACAUGCAAAGACUCGAGUCAUGGAGGGAAGUGGGCCGUCCCUGGUGACGGGGGUGGGGGGAGGGGUGAGCAUCAACGUCCAGGUUUUGGAAACCUCACCAGACAGGAGGGGGGGGGGGGGGGGGGUGUCUCUCCGGAGCAUUACAGACUCGAACCAAACAGUUGCUGCAUCCGUUUCCCACUAAGGAAACGCCCGGCCGUGUGGACAUUCCCGUUCUUGGCAGCUAGCCUCCACUCCCCCCCCCCCCCCCCCUCCCCCAGCAGAAAGGCGGUUUUCUGUCGGAUCUUGGAAACAUCUCAACGUGGGAUCUUGGGAAGCUUUCUGUUGUUUUGUGUGAAAUGAAUGUAGUCUUUCUGUACCUCGAAGAAAACACUACAGAGUGAAUGCUCUUUCCGUUUCUGGCCGUACGUACGUCAGAUUUUUUUCUGUUCAUAUUUUACAAAUAUCCUAUGAAAUAAGACGUAUAUUCUCCUGUGUAUGUGAGCGUACUCAUGCAUGUUACGGGUGUCGACGCCGAUGAUCUGAACACAACAGUUAGACUGAAUCCAGGCUUUAUGAUUCUGACCGUGCUGCACUUCAACUUUUGUUUUUUCAACUCUGUUCAGAUUGCAGGAGGAGAAAUAAGUGAUUAUUCUGCUUCAGUGUACAAAACAAAAAGCUUUCUUUUUUAUAAAUUUAUUUAAAACUGUUCUUCUCAGUUUCUGUAUCUCUUUGAGUAAACUCCUGCUGAAAAACCCUAAA
Oryzias latipes (Japanese medaka) is the source of this 3838-nucleotide messenger RNA. RefSeq names its product forkhead box K2a (gene foxk2a). The record is from RefSeq and is a predicted model, not a curated record. Gene Ontology annotation, molecular function: DNA-binding transcription factor activity, RNA polymerase II-specific; RNA polymerase II cis-regulatory region sequence-specific DNA binding; protein binding. Lineage: Eukaryota; Metazoa; Chordata; Actinopteri; Beloniformes; Adrianichthyidae. Gene Ontology annotation, biological process: regulation of transcription by RNA polymerase II.